AUGGGUAUCAAGCAGCUCUUUUCUAUCAUCAAAGAGGAGGCCCCCGAAUCAAUCAAGGAGGGUGAAAUCAAGAACCAGUUCGGCCGCAAAGUCGCCAUUGAUGCUUCCAUGAGCAUCUACAGUUUCCUCAUUGCUGUCCGAUCCGAUGGCCAGCAGCUUAUGAACGACAGCGGCGAAACCACCUCCCACUUGAUGGGCAUGUUCUACCGAACCCUACGUAUGGUCGACAACGGCAUCAAGCCCCUCUACGUCUUCGACGGCGCCCCCCCUAAACUCAAGUCGGGAGAGCUGGCCAAGCGAUUCCAGCGCAAGCAGGAGGCCACCGAGGGUCUCGAGGAGGCCAAGGAGACGGGUACUGCCGAGGAUAUCGAAAAGUUUUCGCGACGAACUGUCCGUGUCACUCGUGAGCACAAUGCCGAGUGUCAGCGCCUGCUCAAGCUGAUGGGCAUCCCCUACAUCAUCGCGCCUACCGAGGCUGAGGCGCAGUGUGCUGCGCUGGCGCAUGCCGGCAAGGUGUAUGCAGCAGCCAGUGAGGAUAUGGAUACUCUUUGCUUCAACUCACCCAUUCUGUUGCGACACCUUACCUUCAGCGAGCAGCGAAAGGAGCCCAUCCAGGAAAUCCACCUGGACAAGGUCCUCGAGGGACUCGGUAUGGAGAGGAAGCAGUUUGUCGACCUCUGUAUCCUGCUUGGCUGCGAUUAUCUCGACCCUAUCCCCAAAGUCGGCCCCACCACCGCCCUGAAGAUGAUCCGCGACCAUGGUUCGCUGGAGAAGGUUGUUGAGGCAAUGGAGAAAGAUCCCAAGAAGAAAUACGUGAUACCCGAGGACUGGCCCUACAAGGAUGCGCGGGACCUAUUCUUUGAGCCCGACGUGCGCAAGGCGGACGACCCCCAGUGCGACUUCAAGUGGGAGAAGCCCGAUAUGGAUGGACUAGUGCAAUUCCUCGUCACCGAGAAGGGCUUCUCAGAGGAUCGUGUCCGCAGCGGAGGCGCGCGCCUGGAGAAGACGAUGAAGAGCUCGCAGCAGGCUCGUCUAGAGGGAUUCUUCAAGCCGAUCCCCAAGACAGACUCGGAAAAGGCGGCGCAUAAGCGAAAGCUGGAGGAGAAGAAUGAAGAGAAGAAGAAGAAGCUUAAGCAGGAGAAGAAGGACAAGGCGGCCGCCAAGUCCAAGCCUCGUGGAGGAGCGUAG
This is a messenger RNA of Ilyonectria robusta, 1188 nucleotides long. RefSeq names its product PIN domain-like protein. NCBI's taxonomy places the organism in Eukaryota, Fungi, Ascomycota, Sordariomycetes, Hypocreales, Nectriaceae. Gene Ontology annotation, cellular component: nucleus; cytoplasm. Gene Ontology annotation, molecular function: DNA binding; 5'-3' exonuclease activity; 5'-flap endonuclease activity. The record is from RefSeq and is a predicted model, not a curated record. The transcript is spliced from 3 exons. Bases 1 to 1188 code for a protein of 395 amino acids.